Penicillium waksmanii is the source of this 1866-nucleotide messenger RNA. Its product is annotated as glycoside hydrolase family 32 protein. Gene Ontology annotation, biological process: sucrose catabolic process. The transcript is spliced from 2 exons. The record is from RefSeq and is a predicted model, not a curated record. Bases 1 to 1866 code for a protein of 621 amino acids. Lineage: Eukaryota; Fungi; Ascomycota; Eurotiomycetes; Eurotiales; Aspergillaceae. Gene Ontology annotation, molecular function: sucrose alpha-glucosidase activity.
AUGUCUGUUCUUCUCGAUUCACCAGAUGUGGCCACUGGUCUGCAGGAGCAGCGCCUCUGCCCUUCAGAACAUGUCGAUGGAUCGAACCCAAUUCUAGAAAAAGCUACUACUUCCAAGCCAUUUUUCCAUGUGACCGCUCCGCAUGGCUGGAUAAAUGAUCCCUGUGGUCUUGGUUACGAUCCAACCACCGGAAUAUACCAUCUUUUCUUUCAAUGGAAUCCUUGGGGCAACGAUUGGGGCAACAUGUCAUGGGGACAUGCUACUUCAAGGAAUCUUGUAUCAUGGGAAACAUCUCCAGAACCAGCUAUGACGCCGUCCGCUCAAUAUGAUUGCCGAGGUGUCUUUACCGGGUGUUUACGGUCUACCGAUGUGUUUGGCGAACCUGGAAAGAUGACAAUAAUAUACUCGUCUGUCAGUCAUCUACCGAUUCAUUUCACAUUACCGUAUACAUAUGGCUGUGAAUCAAUCAGUCUUUCUGUGUCAGAAGAUGGUGGAAAGACCUGGCAGCGCCAGGAUUGCAAUCCUGUCAUCUCUGGACCACCUAAGCACCUUUUCGUGACUGGAUGGCGGGAUCCCUUUCUCACAACCUGGAACCGAGGAUGCCGAGAUGCCUCGACCGACAAAGAUUCGAACUUUUAUGGGAUAACAGCCGGUGGUAUUGUAGGCAAAGCCCCAAUUAUCUUUGUUUAUAAAGUCAACGCCCAGGAUCUUCGUCAGUGGGAAUAUCUCGGCCCAUUGGUAGAAGUGGGCCUCAAUUUUCGACCAUCACGCUGGUCCGGUGAUUUUGGCGUCAAUUGGGAGGUAUCGAAUUUGCUGACAUUGGCCAACGAUUCCGGUGACGAGCGAGACUUUGUCAUAAUGGGAGUUGAGGGGUGUCUGCGUGCGGAAAAUCCGAACGAGGAGACGCGCCGACAGGCUCGUUUUAAAAGAGAUCCUCGGGGUCAAAUGUGGAUGUCUGUGAGAGCGCGCAAACUCGAAGAGCACAACUCGAUCAAUGAGCCACUUUCGGAUUAUGCCUUUGCUGGAUAUUUUGAUCACGGGUGCUUAUACGCUGCCAAUUCUUUCUGGGACCCGCAGACCUCCCAGCGCAUCGUUUUUGGCUGGAUCACGGAAGAGGAUUUGCCUGAUGGUCCUCGUCAUCGUCAGGGUUGGAGCAGUAUGAUAUCGCUGCCUCGUGUCGUCCGGAUGAUGACAUUGCAUAAUGUGAAGAGGGCACGCAGCUCGCGACUGGAAACUAUUACCUCGAUUGAGACGAUUGCCGAUUCCUCCGAGCACGGCACCUUUACUAUUCAUACGUUAGGAAUCAGUCCAGAAUCACGACUUUCUCGGCUUCGAGCUGGUGCUAUUGAGCGCCAACUUACCGGAAUGUCUUUACCUGCAGUUCUCAAUGUGUCCUCCGAAGCUGAGAUCCCUCUAGCGACUUCUCGUUGGGAACUUCAGACUAAAUUCUCCGUCGGGAAAUCGUGUAAGAGGGUUGGUAUCGAGAUUGGACACAGUGCCAACUUUGAACAUCGGACGAUCCUUGCUUGGGAUACAUACAGUGAAACAUUUACGAUCCGCCGACCUCCAGUAACAAACACUGAGAUCAACCAUGGAGAUGAGUCGGCACCCCAUACGCUUUUCACAUUCCGCAGUAAGCAUGGCGACGAUGUUGAAGAGACGCUUCGCGUGCAUGCGUUCUUCGACAGGAGCGUACUCGAGGUUUUUGUGAAUGAGAGGACAGUUAUCUCAACUCGUAUCUACCAUCCCUCGGAGCAAUGCUUCGGUAUCAGAUUCUUUGCCGAGGCAACGAAUUUCCAGUCUGGCGAGCCGGCGAUACUCCUUGAAGCUCAAGCUUGGGAUGGGCUCGAAGCAAGGUCGCAAUAA